This is a messenger RNA of Perkinsus marinus ATCC 50983, 1065 nucleotides long. RefSeq lists its product as hypothetical. The coding region runs from base 1 to 1065 and encodes 354 amino acids. Gene Ontology annotation, cellular component: Cul4A-RING E3 ubiquitin ligase complex; membrane. The transcript has 5 exons. NCBI's taxonomy places the organism in Eukaryota, Perkinsozoa, Perkinsida, Perkinsidae. The record is from RefSeq and is a predicted model, not a curated record. Gene Ontology annotation, biological process: protein ubiquitination.
AUGGCGGCUCCUCCAAUCGAGAACAUGGGAGCAGUUGCUCCCCUCAUAUUCGUCAUCGCACUCCUCUGCAUGCCCUCGGGCAUCGGUGGUGGCGUCUUAUUCGUCCCGGUACUUCGACUCAUCGGCAAAGUUCCUCUAAAGGAGGCAACCGCCUUGAGCCAGGCAUUGAUCGCCUCAGCUUCAUUAGCUGCGAUUCUAUUCAACUUCUUCGAGCAAUACCGUGCGAGGAACGAGUCCAAGGCCCUCAUAGUGUGGCCCUUUGUAAUCCUCAUCAUUCCAUGCACAGUCAUCGGCUCGCUCAUCGGCGUCUACAUCUUUUCCUGGCUCCCAUCACUGUUCAUACUGAUUUUAUAUUUCUGUUACGCGUGUCUGGGGAGCUUCAUGGCCUGCAAGAAAGGCAUCAAACUGUGGAAAGCAGAGACGCGGGCUAAAAGACAGAUCCCUGUGGGGGACUCUACUGAUUCGAGUAGAUCCUCAGAAGUGGCUCAAGAAAUCCCACCCCUUCUGGAGAUGCCAAACAGGAAGAAGCUCAUAGCGUACACAAGUAUCGUCGCUUUGAUAUGGGCAGUGUGCCUCAUUUUCCCUCCUCUCAAAGGGAACUCGGCCACGCAGAAACGCUCCCCAGGCGCUGUCAAGAUCGGCCUCGUCCUGAUGACUAGCACUAUCGUCAUCGGCCUGCUCUCCUCCAUCAUUGGGACAGCUGGAGCACUUUUCAUCAUCCGAGUUGUCCUCUCCCUUGGCCUCGACCCCAAGCAGGCUACUGCCACUGCCACAGUUGUCAUAUUUGCCACGAGCAGCAGAACGGCUCUAUCAUUCGCAUUGGGUGGUUACUUUCCUCCCGCUUCGAAUUUGUGGAUCGUCGUCUUACCAUUCGCUGGUGCUCUAUUGGGCAAGACCAUAGUAGCAAAACUAAUAGCAAAGACAGGACGCCUCAGUAUACUUGUCCUACUGCUCGCAGCUAUGGUGGCUAUAGGCGGGAUCAUCACUAUUUCUACUGGUAUCAUUUCUGCAGUAAACGAUGCCCGUAACGGCGAAGACGUUGCUCAGUUCGGUAACUUCUGCUGA